This is a messenger RNA of Papilio xuthus (Asian swallowtail), 1624 nucleotides long. Its product is annotated as Golgi resident protein GCP60. Gene Ontology annotation, cellular component: Golgi membrane. Gene Ontology annotation, molecular function: fatty-acyl-CoA binding. Bases 80 to 1510 code for a protein of 476 amino acids. The transcript has 10 exons. The record is from RefSeq and is a predicted model, not a curated record. NCBI's taxonomy places the organism in Eukaryota, Metazoa, Arthropoda, Insecta, Lepidoptera, Papilionidae.
AACACUGUUAUUGAUUUGUCAAAUAAAGAAACAUUUACCGCAGAGUUGUACUUGAUACGGAAAAUUAUUUUAUAGAAAAAUGACUAGUAAAAUUGAAACUACAUUUAAAGUGAAUCCUGAAAAAGUUCCUCUUGAAACCGAUCAAGGUAUUUUAGAAAGUGAAGAACGAAAAUGGGGCUUGCCGUUAAAAGAAGUUUACAAACAUGGACUCUCAUUCUAUAAAGACAAGGAAGGUAAAGCUAUGCAUCUGAGUUAUGAAGAUAAGUUAAAACUAGUUGCUUACACACAGCAAAUAGCUCACGGUCCGUUGAAUGUAAACUCUGCACCACCUCUUGGAGUUCUAGAUGUCAUUGGAAGAGACCGUCGUGGGGCAUGGCAAGCGCUUGGACAAAUGUCACAGUUCCAAGCCAUGGCAGGCUUUGUACAUACUUUGGACAGAUUGUGCCCUUUAUUCAAACCAUAUUUGGAGGCCAUACUAAAAGACUUGGAGGCCAAAAAACAACAAGACCUGAAGAGACAAGAAGAAGAGAGGGCUCAUAUAGAACUACAGAAUAGAAUAGAACUUGAAAAGCAAAAACAACAAAGCACAAAGCUGACAGAGGAACAACAAGUGCAAAGAAUAAAAGAUGCGUUGAACGCACAGACCUACGAUCAGUUCCUAGAGUAUGCGCAGCAACAGUUCCCUGGCAACUUUGACCAGCAAGCGGUCCUCAUACGGCAAUUACAAGAUCAACAUUAUCAACAAUAUAUACAACAGCUGGCCGUUGAUAAGAGAUUAGCUAAUUCUAAUAUAAAGAAUAAAGAAGAUAGUGAUAAAGAUAAUGAUAAUUCUUUAGUAGAAAUUGAUGAUAAUCUGAAUCGUGAUGAUGCGGGAGAUGAUGUGGAUAAUAAGUCAAUGCAAACUUUAGAGAAAACACAGAUAUCACAUUACAAUGAGGAAUCAAAGGAUGAAGAAGAUUCUGAUGAUGACGGGUUCCCCGCAGUGGAGGAGGCUCGUAUGUGGACCCGUGGUGAGAUCUCGUCGUUCAAGGAGUCUGCGCGCAUGGGCAAUGGCCGGCUGAGGGUGGGUCAGGGUGAGACUAUCACCAUCCGCGUGCCCACACAUCCUCGCGCGCGCUGCAUCUGCUGGGAGUUCGCCUCCGACAAUUACGAUUUAGGUUUCGGGCUGUAUUUCGAAUGGAGAAAGUCUCUAACUAGUGAAGUGACAAUUCACGUGUCAGAUAGCGAUGAAGAGGACGUCGAAUAUGAUGGAUAUGGUGGCGAUGAUGAAGAGUUCACAAUACAAGAGAACUCGACAGACCCUGAGAUAGGUGGUGACCAGCGCGCAGAAAGUCAUAGUCGACCGCCCGUGUCCCAAGUUGUGCCCUUAUACCGUCGCGACUGCCACACAGAGGUGUAUGCUGGAUCACACACAUACCCCGGCGAGGGCGUUUAUUUAUUAAAAUUUGAUAAUUCAUACAGCCUCUGGCGAUCAAAAACAUUGUACUACAAAGUAUAUUACACCCAAUGAAUUUAUAUAAUAUAGUUCAUUGUAGAGCCAUGACAUUAUAUAUUGAUAUAUGUAUAACAUAAUAUAUAUGUAGUUAUUUGUUGUUUAUAAGUUAAAUUAUACUUUAAAUGUAUU